Messenger RNA from Dacryopinax primogenitus, 577 nucleotides. RefSeq lists its product as uncharacterized. The transcript has 2 exons. Gene Ontology annotation, biological process: C-terminal protein methylation. Lineage: Eukaryota; Fungi; Basidiomycota; Dacrymycetes; Dacrymycetales; Dacrymycetaceae. The coding region runs from base 20 to 532 and encodes 170 amino acids. Gene Ontology annotation, molecular function: protein C-terminal S-isoprenylcysteine carboxyl O-methyltransferase activity. The record is from RefSeq and is a predicted model, not a curated record. Gene Ontology annotation, cellular component: membrane.
AGUCUAUAUCGCAUUUGCAAUGAUGUCGCUCUCUACUCGAGUUGGAUUAGCAUUUGCUUAUCCGAAUGUCGAAUCAAGGAUCUGCACAUAUCAGCCGCCCAUGUGGAUGAUACUGGCCGGCAUCUUCGGCUCUCUCCUGGGAUGGGUCGGCACGGAACUGCGUGCAUGGUGCUAUAAGGCACUGGGCCAAUAUUUUACGUUCCAUUUGGCAGUGCAAGAGAACCAAACGCUAAUCACGACGGGACCUUACACAUAUCUCCGUCACCCAGCCUACCUUGGCGGUUGCUUACAGUAUCUCAGCAUGUUGCUGACACUUAUUCUGUGCAAUCCGAUUUCAAUGUGCUGGGGUCGCCAUCUCCUCAAGUACGGGCCGCAGAUCGAAGCAGGAUUCAUGCUCUUCUUCUUUGUCGCACCGUGGACAGCGUACUUCAAACGGGUGGACGCGGAGGAAAAGAUGUUGAAAGCGAAGUUUGGUAAGGAGUACAUAGAGUGGGAGAAAAGAACCUGGCGCCUGAUCCCGUAUGUUUAUUGAGGUUUAUGCAUUCGCUUAACCCUAGGGUCUGCAAUUGAAAGACAG